This is a messenger RNA of Linepithema humile (Argentine ant), 2132 nucleotides long. It is a transcript of the gene Scgbeta, whose product is annotated as sarcoglycan beta. NCBI's taxonomy places the organism in Eukaryota, Metazoa, Arthropoda, Insecta, Hymenoptera, Formicidae. The record is from RefSeq and is a predicted model, not a curated record. Gene Ontology annotation, cellular component: sarcoglycan complex; sarcolemma. Gene Ontology annotation, biological process: muscle organ development.
UAUAUUAAGCCGUGUAAUUAUAACAAUUUGUAAUAUUACAUACAGUUGUUAAUUACAUAAUUUACUGUAAUUUAUAUAAUUGUAGAGUUGUUGUAAUUGUGUGGGUGAAAGAUUCUGUUCUAUAGGAAGAAGUGCGAAUAUGUAAAUUCUUCGAGGUGGAUGCGCGCGAGAGAGAAUUUCUAAGGAUACUCGGCAUUGAUCCCUGGAUGCGCAAGCGCGGACCAACAAAUUUUCACCUACUUCCAUCGUUCCCGAUCGUCGGUGAGUCCGUUCGUCGUACUCGGCGAACAAAGUAACACGGUCGUCUAUUUUCGUUUACCUGAGGAAGCAGUCGCUCCCCGCAACACAGCUGGUUCCCAAGUUGAGGUAAGGAAAUCGCUCGCGAAGCAACCAGCUAUACAUUUCAUCACACGGAGGAUGUGCAUUUGACACAGAAAAAUUUAUCGAUGUGCGGCGAUAGCUUGCAAAGGGCAAGCCCUUGAAAUCAAUCAGAUUAUUUUUGAUAGCAAAAAAACAUGAUGCUGCUUUUAUAUUCUUAAAAUUGUGGCAAUGUUGGAGACAUGAGACAAACGGAUAUACAAGAACACCAAAUGUCGGCUCUUCUAGAUGUAUGUGGAAAUGAUACUGGCUCACCAUCGAUAUCAAAGGCUGAUGAUAAUCUGUCUAACAGUGAUGGGCCCUUGAUUAAGGGUCUUAUGAGCCAAAAUAGUUGCAGCAACGUGCGCGCACGGACAAUCGGUUCUUCCUACAGUAUGUCAACAAACGAAAAAUCCAUGAAAAAGCGUUACUGCCUUUGGACCUUAACUUUGGUUCUGGCAGUAAUCGGCCUCUGUAAUCUUUUCCUGAAUAUCACUGUCAUUGCUGUUUUACGCAUCAGCCAAGGAAUGGAGGCCAUAGAAGUAAUACCUGACGAAAAUCUCGUAAAGUUUUAUGGAAAAACCGAUUUAGACAAGAUAUCGCUGCAAUCGGGAAUCUGUCAGAGUUACGGCGAUGAACCGAUGGAGAUAUCUGGUGACAGCGCUGGGAUACGCGUCGAUGUGAAUAGUCGCAAUCGCGCUCACGAGGUGCAACCUCACUCGAAACUUGGCGUUCUACCGAACGGAACCACUGUAUCAGAAGUAGAAUCAUUUGAGAUGAAGGAUCCGCGUACAGGCGCUAUUUAUUUCACCACCGAUUUCCCGAAUUUUGGUCUGCCGAGCGGUGUCAAAAUAAUCGACGUGAAGAUCACAGAGACCCACCGAAUCACGUCGCCGGUCAACGAGAGUUUAGAAAUUACAUCUGGGAGUCAAAUCUCGUUGCACGGCGCAGAGGGUGUGUGGGUCGAAAGCAAGGACGUCGUAUGGAGUGCCGAUAUGGAUGUCUUCCUGAAGAGUGUGAAUGGUAGCAUCGUGCUGGACGCAAAGGAUGGCGUUUCCAUCGACGUGGAGAAUAUCCCGGUAGCGCCGAUGUUUUUGCCGAGUCCUGUCACAAGUCACGAGCAGUACAAGGUCUGUGUGUGCAUGCCGCAGGGCAAACUUUUCAAGGUGCCGGUUCGACCGGGCACCAGUUCUCGCACAGUCAAUUGCGCACGAAUCGCCAGAACCACGGAGAAUGAUCCUUGUUUACACUAAGCUCUGAACGAAGAUUGUCUACCGUGUAUUUUGUCACAAAUUCGUUAAGUGACGUGCAUAUCACUGCCAAGUGAACAAACCAUAGAUGCAUAAUGGAAGCACAUUCGGGACCUACAUAUGCAUCUGUAGACAAUUGCCCGAGAUAUUUACAUAAUAUUAUUUACACACAUGGUCAUUAAAAUAUUUUUUAACAAAAGAAAAAUUUUUCUAAUCCUAAAAUCUUUAAAGAUCAAAUCUUCAUGGCAUCUACAAUUCUAUAUAAAGUUGCAUAGAGACAAAAUAUUACACAUAUAGAAAAGAGUUUGGAGGAAAAUCAGUUGUACAACUGAAUCUUUAUAUAUUACGCACUGUCAUUUAUUUUAUAUACGUCACAUUUUGUAUUUCAUGGACACAUUCGGUUUCGCUAAUGCAUUGUCCAUAAUAUCGAUCAUGUAAAAGUGUAAUUUUAAAUGUUAACUGAGAUUUUUGUUACCGUCAAAAUGUAUGUGCAAAUAUUAAAUACAAUACAUUUUAUAAGAAACA